Molecule: messenger RNA, 915 nt
Organism: Grosmannia clavigera kw1407
Lineage: Eukaryota; Fungi; Ascomycota; Sordariomycetes; Ophiostomatales; Ophiostomataceae
Exons: 2
Coding region: 1-915 (304 amino acids)
Biological process (GO): regulation of DNA-templated transcription
Molecular function (GO): DNA-binding transcription factor activity
Source: RefSeq, a predicted model, not a curated record
AUGAGUCCCGGGCAGACCGUUGUAGACAGCUCGGCCGCUGCAAUAGCCACCGGAACGACUGUGUCUGCCACAUGGACUCCUUUGGAUGCCGCCAUCGCGGCGGCUUCCAGCGGCACCGCUGCUCCUCCAAGACGGUCUGGAACAUGGCAGUUCAUGGAUGACGACGACACCGAUGCGGCCGAUCGCACCGAGCGCCGGCGACAGCAAAACCGGCGAGCACAGCGCAAUCACAGAAAUCGCGUCAGGGCGUACGUCUCCUCCCUUGAGCAACAGGUCGUCGAUACCAUCUUCCAUGACACCGAAGCAAAUUCUUCCUUUUCUGCCACCGCGACGGCAGCGACUGCUGUAGCCGCCCAGGCUGACGUCAUGUCAUCGACAGCCACACACGCAACCGCAUUCGACUCUUUUCUCCUGUCCAGCGCGGCCACAACGGGGGCAACCGGCAACCUCGACAUGUUCAGCACGCCCGUUGACUAUUUCUGUGCGGCUGCAGCGACCAGCACCACGACCCCCAUGGACAGGAUCACAUCCACGGCUACUUCACCGACUCUGGGGGGCGGUAACUAUGCGCCGCCUCCGCAGCAACAACCCUCACACACCCAGGUGUCACAAACUAUGAGCAUGCCGGACAUGUUCGCUCCAGACGGCUGCUGCUGUGACUGUGGCAAGUUUGCAUCAGCCAUGCUCAGCCAGGCACAGGCCCAUGGCCAGCCAUGGCCAGCGAGUAUGGGCAUGUUUGGCGGCAUGCGGGACUGGCACGGGCCAGCCAUGUUUGGGCACGGCGGACAUGACCAUGGCCACAGUCAUAGCCACUGCGGUCAUGGUGGACACGGCCACGGGAGUCAUGGAGACGGCGGCGGCGGUCACUGCUCAUCCCUGCGAGAAGCCACUACCACCACCGCCUCCCCCAAUUGA